Molecule: messenger RNA, 3446 nt
Organism: Cydia pomonella (codling moth)
Lineage: Eukaryota; Metazoa; Arthropoda; Insecta; Lepidoptera; Tortricidae
Gene: Mat89Ba
Product: nucleolar protein 6
Exons: 15
Coding region: 97-3420 (1107 amino acids)
Biological process (GO): tRNA export from nucleus; rRNA processing
Cellular component (GO): CURI complex; UTP-C complex; small-subunit processome
Source: RefSeq, a predicted model, not a curated record
CGUUUCAUGCUGUCGCACGUUGUUUACGUCUGAAUAACCUAUAUUCUCUCAUGAAUUACUGUUUAAUAAAGCUUAUUUAUCCUGUAAAUUGUGACAAUGGUGAAGAGAGGUGCUAAAGCCUCUAUAUCAGAGGAUGAAGAGUCAUGCCAGUUGUUAAAUGAAAGCGAAUCAAAGAAAUCAGAGCCCGCGAAGAAACGCUUAAAAACUAAAAGUUUGUAUCGGCAACCGACUGUCAACGAACUAAAUAGACUUCAGGAAACCGAGAACUUGUUCAACUCAAACUUAUUCCGUCUCCAAAUAGAGGAAAUAUUACAAGAGGUUAAGUUGAAAGAGAAAACUGAGAAGAAAAUACAAACUUGGUUUGAAGGUUUAAAAAAGCAUCUAGAAGAUAUCCCUGAGGAUGACACAGAAUAUGAUUUAACUGAAAAAACCUUAGUUAAGAAGCUCAAGGUUAAAUUACCGGUGAACAAUCAGCUAGACAAGACAAAAUGUGUCUUUAAAUUUCACAAGUUUAAAAGUGUUGAACUGGUUGGUUCAUAUGCCUUAGGCUGUCCUAUAAACUCCAAAUUGGUAAUAGAUAUACAAAUAACUGUACCCGCAGAGACUUACACCAAAAACGACUCAAUAAACUACAGAUAUCAUAAAAAACGGGCAGCAUAUUUAGCAUACACAGCGUCACACUUGAAAACACUAGAAACUCUUGAAGACCUAUCAUAUUCGUUUUUAAACGGAUGUCAAACACAUCCAGUCCUGGAUUUAAAACCUGUUGGAAAGUUGGGGAACUCCAUAACAGCCCGGAUUCACAUAGCUUGUGAAGCUGAAGCAUAUAAACUGCACCGAUUCGGCCCUAGCCGUAACAAUUUAAGAGAGACAUGGUUAUUAAAUAAAGAGAAUGAAAACAACUCCGAUGUUGGACCUCCUACCCCAUACUACAACAGUAGUGUUCUCUCCGAUAUAACAGCAUCAGCGAAUAUAGAUUUUCUAAAGGAAACCUUAAGUAAUAGUGAAAAUUUAAAGCAAGCGGUAGUGUUGCUGAAAAUAUGGCUUCGGCAAAGAAAGCUGCAAGUGUCAGGGUUUAUCAUCAGUAUGCUGGUUGCACAUCUUGUUCAGAUAAAGAGGAUAAAUAAUAUUAUGAGCAGUUAUCAGAUUAUUAGGAAUGUCUGGAUUUCAUUAAAAACCUCCCAAUGGGCCAAAGGCAUCUCCCUCAAUAAAGACACCAGCUCUCCACCGGUCUCAGAGUUCAACUUCCCCGUAGUAUUCCUCGAUAUUACUGGUUCCUACAAUAUUUGCUGGCAGAUGAGUGCUGGAACAUAUGAGGCGUUGAAGCGUGAGGCGAGCUUAGCGGUUGAUAUGUUAGAUGAUGGUAGUGUGAACAGCUUCAUACCGUUGUUUAUGACACCGGUGACGCCAUUACUGCAGUAUGAUUACAUUUUGAGGUUUAAAAACUUCCCAAAACUGAAGCAAGCAGUUCUAGAUAAAGCACCUCUAGACUCCAAAGUGAACUAUGGCAUAGACGAGCUACCUCUAGUAGUGGAAACUCUACACUCUCUUCUAGCAAAAGGCUUAACUUGUAGAGUGGAUCUGAUACUGCCGAUUGUGGAGGCUGACUUCUCCUGGCCUGUUGGGAAGACGUAUGAGAAGGUUCGAGAUGGGUAUGAAGAGAAGCUGUGUUUCGGCUUCAUCCUGAACCAGGAGCACGCACUAAACAUCAUCGACAAAGGGCCCGCCGCCAACUUGCCCGAGGCUGAAGAAUUCAGAGGUUUCUGGGGCGACAAGUCUGAACUGCGCCGUUUCCAAGAUGGCUCCAUCACCGAGACGUGCGUGUGGGAGGGAGACACCCUAUCGGAGCGCCGCUCUAUCCCACGACAAAUCGUGGAAUACCUUCUCAAGAUGAAAUAUGACAUCCCACCCACAGACUUAUUCCACAUCCUCGAACAGCUGAACUCUCUCACAACCCGCAAACAGUACACGCGCGAAAAAAGAAUCGAGAGCGAGGAGAGCGCUCUAGCGGCGUUACAGGCGGCCGAUGAUUUACGCAGAGACUUACGUGCGCUUACGCAGUUACCGUUAGAUGUCAGCGCUGUUUAUGGCACAUCGUCGGUGUUUAGUUACUGCGACCCCACACCGCCGUUGCCGGCGCCGCCAUACAAUCCGUGGCGCCGAGGCGGCACGUGUCUGAUUAAGGAUAUAGAGAAGGAUGGCGUUUUCCAAGCACCAGAAUUCGUGCCUGUUUGCGAAACCGUUGUUGAGUUGGGUCACAGCGGCAAAUGGCCCGGUGAACUAGAAGCCUUCCGCUGCCUCAAAGCUGCCUUCAAUCUCCAAAUAGCAGACAGAUUAAACAAGCAGUUCGAUCUGCCAACCCAGGCCUACCCGACGCAUAUAGACGUCUUGAAGAAUGGACUAGUUUUCAGGCUGGUUAUCGCGCAUCCGAAGGAAAUCACUCUUUUGAGGAGAGAGGUGGAGAACGGAGUAGUGAAAUUCAAAGAAAGCGAAGAGAGCAUAAAGUUGCAGCGAGAUACAGUCCUGUUACCGCGACUUAGAGGUGCUUUGCACGGGCUCCACCAACGCCACCCGUCGUUCGGCGUGUCCGCCUGCCUGCUGCAGCGCUUCCUGUCCGCGCACCUGCUGGCGCCGCAGUUCCCGGCGCGCGCCGCGAGCCUGCUGGCCGCGCGCGUGUUCCUGUCCGCGCCCGCCGCGCCGCUGCUCGGGUUCAUGAGGAGCCUGAGGCUGCUGUGCGAGACCGACUGGGGGAGCGAGAUGGUGGUGCUGGAUUUUAAUGGGGAUAUGAAACGGGAAGAACUCCUAGAAAUCGAAACCAAGUUCUCCCAACGUGACUCCACAGCGCCAUACAUGUACAUAGUGACGUCAUACGACGGCGACCUCCCCUCAGUAUGGACCAUGCAAGCACCCACUAAACAUACUGUACUACGUGCUCAAGCGUUGGCAAGGAAUACAUUAACUUACAUGGAGAAUAAGUUGAUGAAAGACAUGCUUGAUAACGUAUUGAGCAUCUUCGUGCCGUCCUACGCCGGCUACGACGUACUAAUCCACCUCCACCCCUCACUGACCCCCUACUUGUCUGAGCGGGUCGACGUGAAGCCCAAACCUAAACCGUUGCCUGACGGCGCCGGUGACGUCAUACCGGUCGUGCAGUUCAACCCUGUCAGGAGAUACUUGGACGAACUUACGAGUGCAUACAGUGACUUCGCGUUAUUCUUCCAUGAUUACUACGGCGGUGAGAUAAUCGCUGUGCUGUGGAAACCAGACAUUGGAGACGAGAAAGAGUUCCAGGUCGCUAAUGCAAGCGCCCUACGACCGACAGGCAAUGGCGACAAGUACAAAGUGAACACGGCAGCCAUUAUUGAAGACUUCAAGAUACUGGGUGCGGGGUUAGUGAAACAUGUCACUGUUAACAACUAGAACAUUUAAUAUAGUUGUUGAAGUAA